UGCAAUAGAACAAAACAAAAUUAUUUAACUCCAUAUUGGUAUGUGACUUAAAAAGUGAAAGCCCAUUUGGCGAUGCAAAAUAGGAUAGCGUGCGCUCACUCAUGGAGCCCCCUUCGCUGCGGCAGUUGCCAGGGGAGAUAGGAGGGGAGGGGCUGUGAUUGGCUGGAUUGGCUGUGUUGCCAUGACGACGGCGAGGGGUUUGGUAGCGUUGCCGUAGCGCUGUGUGAUCCGCGCGCUGCGUGCAUGGAGGAAGCAGCUGCUGAUCUGAUCUCUGACAUUGUGCGAGCAAGGCACACAUCCGAAUAAACUGCGCACUGUCGUGUCGUUGAAACACACACACCGCGCCGAGGCACGCCGUGCAUGAUUACCUCCUUGAUUUAAUGGGUCCAAUCAUUGGGAUGUCACCAGACAAGAAAACGGAAAUUCCGGGUAUGCAAGAGGAGCGGACGUGGCUCCGAGGUGUUUGUGGUGUGGGAACACUGCCAGAAGCGGAAUGCGCUGCCAGCCCACUUGCGACCAGUGUGGAUCGGACUGGAGUUGCUGAAGAUGAAGAACUCACAAACCUCAACUGGCUCCACGAGAACCUGCUUCAGAACUUUACUCUGGGGGGUCCUGAAGCUCAACCUAGUGGAAGCCCCCUCUUUGACAUCGAAGGAGACAGCGGCUCCAACCAGGGCCCAUCAUCCUCAUCCACAGCAUCAAGUCACAGCAGGGGCAGGGAGCGGGACUCAUUGAGGUCUAAACCCCCUUUCUCGUUUUCGCUCCUCAUCUACAUGGCCAUCGAGCAGUCCCCUAGCAAAUCUUUACCUGUCAAAGAAAUCUACGGCUGGAUUCUUGAGCACUUCCCUUACUUCUCCAAUGCUCCCACUGGAUGGAAGAACUCUGUGCGUCACAAUCUCUCCCUGAAUAAAUGCUUCCGCAAGGUCGAAAGGAGUUUAGGAAAGGCCAACGGAAAAGGUUCUCUGUGGUGCGUCGACCCGGCAUACCGCCCCAACCUGAUCCAAGCCCUAAAGAAGCAGCACUUUCCUGCCGCACAUGCCUUCUGUACACCACCCGCCUCCCCGCCCAGUGCCUCCUCACCCCCUCGUCAUCUCUUUCUACAAGGUUGCUCAUUUAAAGAAUCUGAUAUUGAUGCUGCCACUGCCAUGAUGCUCUUAAACUCUGCCCCAGGGCACCACGUUGACCCAUGCAGUUCUGACAGCCCGUUGGACCUCUCCAGACCUGACUCGGUCCUGGUGAGCAGUGAUCCAAAGCAGGACCACAACUACAGCAGCGUCGCCCUGCAGCGCUGCUCCUCCCGUUCCUCCUCCUCCUCCUCCCUGUCCUCCUUAGAUGAAGGCGGCUGCGACCGCAGGCAGUCUCACCGCGCCGGCAGCGAGGGCUUCCACAGCGACGAGGACUCCGAUCUCUGGGACGAGAGGGGCACCAACCAAACGCAGCGCCGCCCGCCUUCCAUCAAGUGGCCUGUCAGCAAAAGGGCGCGACGCGAGGUCAAGCCGGAGCUGGAUGAGGAGCUUAAGGAGGCCGCCGGUUCAUUGCUGCACCUUGCCGGUAUACGCAGCUGCACGGAGGGCUCCAAACGUCAUGUCAAGAGCACAAAACUUAACAGGAAAUAAGGACCCCCGUCAUCAGACUCCGGACCCUGUGAUCCCCCCCAUCGUGUGUUCCCAUGUGCCUCCCUCUCCUUAUCUCAUCGUAUAUUGGCCAUUUUGAGCCUCCCCUUUUUUGGUGUUUGUUUGGGAUAUCUCUGUCCAACAAAACAAAUGGCAAUAGUAUUCUUCACACAGGAGAACAAAGCCAUAAAGAGACUUUAGUAACUCGGGGCGGUCACAGCAUGGGGGGAGGGGUCGGACGUCUGGGUUAUGGAGAAAUGGAUCCAAAAUGCUUCUGUCGGAAUAGACGAUGGAAAAUCAAGAUUGAAUUUUUUCCCUGACAAAUGGGAAAAGCUGAAGUUUUUUUCAAACUCAAAGCGUUUGCAUGCUUCCUCCUCAAACCUGUAUCCUCUUCCAAGUGAAUCUGUGUAUGAAGCGAGCGAGUGCAUGUUUGAAACCGACAAAAUCUAACCUCCUGGUGUUACAAGUUCUCCCUCUUUUUGUGCUAAAGAAAAAGGAAAAGAUGGCACAGUUUUAAACAACUUGUGCUCUACACCUCCUCUUGUGAGAGGGAUGCAAUAAUGAAUCCACAACCUUAACUUUUUCACAUCAUUUAGUGUAGUGAGCCCUUCCCCCCCAUCAAAAAUGCUAGUUAAACUACAAUGAAGCGAAUGAAUGAAGUAGUGUUAUUGUCUUGUUAUGCCAUGAACAUACAUUUCAGGAUUAGCAAGAUGUGGGACUAGUAUUUACUCUGCCACUGCCAAAAUUGACUUGCAGACUUUGCUACUGCGCUUGGCUGUUUUUGAGAAUCGUCCUGUCAAUCACUUUCAUCCAGCAGUGUGUUUUAUUUACAGCAACGCCACAGACACGCGCAAAGUGAACAUCUUGCCCUCUUAUUCCAGGCCUUCACUGUGUGUUCAUAGGACUUUCGCCAUAGCUUUUACUUGUUCAAAUGUUCUUUUUAUUGUGUGUUUACUCCAGUCUAAACCGAGGGUGAGAUCCUGCUGACAAAAAGAAGCCCUGCUGCUCCACUCAUUGUAGAUCUUAAAUAACCACUAAUUCUUGCUCCAUUUUGUCUGAUUUGGGAGACAUUGCGGUCAAGCUUAUCUAAAACAUGACACGUCGCUCAUAACUGGAAUCCAUAUGAUGAAGAUGAGUGCUGCUCUCGUGACGGGCCCACGCUUCCGGUGGGCCGCUCGCUCUUCCUCCUUAGAACAAAAUAAGGAAGCGCGAAAGUCUCUUCUCAAGCUGUGAAAUGUGGUGUUUACUGUCCCUCUUACUGCGGGAAGUUGCCAGCCACAUUUCUCAUUUGGGCUUCAAAACGACAAAAAAGUGCUUCACAUUAUGAGGAAAAAGACGGAAGCGCACAAUAGCCAUUUCUUGCCACACUGUGUUGUAACGGCUACAUGCAUGGUCAGUGCCAAACAUGUUAUUGUGCCACUGAUGUAAAACCGCAACUUUUGUUUCCCAGUUGCCACAAAAAAGUUAGAGAUAGUUUUGACUUCCUUGUUUUUUUCCCCCUUUUAAAUCCUCGUAAACCGGAAAUGCUAGCGGACUCUGGACUCUGUAGUGACGAAACCAUUUUGGUGUAUUUCAAUCAGCAGAUGAGGCUGCAGUAAUUGUCAUAUACACUGGUCUUAUUUAGCUGUGAAAGAAAAACAAAUUUAUUGUUUGUUACCUUAUUUAUGACAUUAAUUUAUGGGACUAUCGGAUGGAGACACUGGUCUUCUGAAAGGAAUGACGAGGCACAUUUAACAUGAGUUCCUCAUGAGAAGUAUUUCAUCUUUUUUUUUUCUCAGCAAUACACCAUUACCCCCCUCUUUUACUGCGUUAUAUUGAUUAAGUGUUUUGCCAAUUGUCUAUAGAGCGGGUGUUUUAUUUUUGCAAUUUAACUAUGACUGCCAGGUUUUCUUUGCUUUUUUUGUUAGGCUGGCUAGAAAAGAAGCAUUUAAAAAAAAAAACAACAUUUGCUGCCAAAAUGGAUGUAAAACCGCGGGUGCGACGUUCCACAUUUUCCCUUUAGUGCUGUAGAAUUUCUGAUUUAAUUAUUUUACAUUUUGUCUUUCUGUUUAUGUUGGGAUAUUUUUGGAAUUAUCUACAGAAAACUGCCACUCAUAAGUCAUGCUUCCAGGUAUUGUGAUUGUGACAGCAAACUGGAGCAGAAUGACCCGUGCAGUCCCCCAGGCUGCUGCUGCUGCUGCUGCUGCUCUUGUGUAGUUGCAGACCUAUGGUUGAUAUACGUAGAAGACUUCUCACUCAUUCUUUGUGUAGCACUUGUCAGAGAAAGGUUCUGUUGCUCUCAGUGACACAAGAUGUAGGUCUCCCACAAGAUUCAACACCAAGCAUAACCCCUAUGGUUGUUUUGUUGCUUAGCAGCUUUUAUUGAAUAUUGGUCAUGUGGUUCUCAGAAUUAAGUUGCAGCUUUUGGAGAGAGAAAAAAAAAAAAAGCAUAACAGCAAACUGCCAGCCCACUAUCGGUUUGCCAUGGAUAUCGAACCGUCAACACCUUUUUGGUUUUUGUAUGCUAACCUCUGUUGAUAAAAUGUUUAUAAGAUUUAUUUUCGCCAAAGAUAUGCAAUUGCAUUAUAUAUGGUAUUACAAAAUAUUAAUAAAAACCUGUUCUUGUUACCACCGUGAGCAUCUUUUCUCUUGCAGAUAUUAAGCAUCUGAUUCACCUGCAGUGAACGCCAUUAGCUAAUCAUAGCCUAUUCUUCACUUUAACUACCCAUUCAUGUGGCGGCCUUCUCACUUUUCACAUUACCAUGUCACAGC
Dunckerocampus dactyliophorus (ringed pipefish) is the source of this 4364-nucleotide messenger RNA. RefSeq names its product forkhead box N2a (gene foxn2a). Lineage: Eukaryota; Metazoa; Chordata; Actinopteri; Syngnathiformes; Syngnathidae. Gene Ontology annotation, biological process: regulation of DNA-templated transcription. The transcript has 6 exons. The record is from RefSeq and is a predicted model, not a curated record. The coding region runs from base 381 to 1616 and encodes 411 amino acids. Gene Ontology annotation, cellular component: nucleus. Gene Ontology annotation, molecular function: cis-regulatory region sequence-specific DNA binding; DNA-binding transcription factor activity.